AACACAAUGUGAAAUAGAUGUCAGAUUAGUAUUUCCUGUCCGGGUUUUAGGGAAGAGCGCUUGGUCAGAAUAGUUCGUCUCGAUUUCCCGUGAAAAUGGCUACGAUCAACGCCAGUGUAUUCGCUCUGGCAAUCUUAACUUGUCUUGUUUCUGAGGUUUUGGGAAACGGCUUGAACAGCAGCUCAAAUCAUUCCGCGCAAUCUUUUCCUGGUGUAUUUUACGUCAGCUCAAACAGGCUGGGAUGCGUGAUGGUCAAAAGCCAAGAGCCUUGUCCGGCAACUUCACUUAGCCCUGAUCUUGCCAUUGACUAUGAAACAGACACGGAGAUGGUAAACAUAUCUUUGGACGAAGCAAGAAUGGCGAACGCUAGCGCAGAGUGUAUUUCAGCAUUGACAACAACAUACUGUUCGAAAUUAACACCUCGUUGCUAUCCAAAUGGCAGUAAAGGUUAUGGCGAUGCGCGCAAGGCAUGUAUAAAAGCGAGGAGAGAGUGUCCGCAAGACAGUUUGGAAACACCGUGCGAAACCCUCGAAGUUGGUUUACAGCCGUUAAGUCGUUGUGUUAAACCAUCGAAAGCUAUCAAUGGCAGUUGUCCACAACCGAAGUACAAGAUGCCAGAAGACAAACUGGAAUUGUAUAUCAGAUCCUCUGUGGAAUAUGAACGUUCAGGAUAUUUUUCCAAUCUCUCUACAGCGAUUUAUUCCAAUGGCAGCAAGAUGUUCUCGUCUGAAUGCGUCUCAAAAAUAAUCGAGCUAUACUGCUUGCCAUUCUACUGUUCCCCAGACGAGAAACAAAUUAUUGUUGAAUACACCUUAGAGGAAUGUGAACUAAUUCUCUCUGACUGUUUUGAUAAAGUGAUUGAUAACCUGUAUGAGGGCUACUUGAAGGAAACACUCCUGGAAAUUCAGGAGGACUAUGUUGACAACUGCGUGUUCUAUCCAGACGUCAUUGAACCAACAGAAGAGACUGGAACCACUCCGACCACCGCAGCACCUUCAUUCCAAAACAUGUCAUCAACACCUUCUGUAAAAAAUGCAACCACAACCCCCCAGCAGGAAAUAUCAUCAAUUAUGCCGAAUGCAAAUAUAUCAUCCACUCCCCCUGGUCAGAAUAUAUCUACCCCUCCGGGUACUAUGUCAUCGCAUCCUGAAGACACGGAAACACCCACCCCCUCCGAAAAAACUAAAAAAGUUACUAAACUUUUUAUCCCCCCGUCCUCCACAACUGCUGGCAAUGAACACUGCCAGUAUUUUCCUUCCAUGUUGCUACUCGCUUUUCUUGUUGCUUUUAAUAUCAUAAAUAAGUCAUUUUAAAUCUUGAAUUGAACACUGUUAU
Dendronephthya gigantea is the source of this 1335-nucleotide messenger RNA. RefSeq lists its product as uncharacterized. The record is from RefSeq and is a predicted model, not a curated record. The transcript has 3 exons. The coding region runs from base 96 to 1313 and encodes 405 amino acids. NCBI's taxonomy places the organism in Eukaryota, Metazoa, Cnidaria, Anthozoa, Malacalcyonacea, Nephtheidae.